UCUCAUUCAGUUACUCUUUCAUCUUCAUGGCCAAGGACAAGAAGCCUCGUGGAUUGGGACGUUCCUCCGGUGUUGCAGCAGCUACGGGCGCGACUGGGAAGAGCGCUAGUCGCUUCAACCCGCUUGCGAGCAGUUCCAAGGAUGCAGCAGGCAAAUCCAAGACUAGGAAGGAUCAGGAUAGUGACCAAGACCAAGUUAUGUCUGAGGCGCUAUCUACCUCAGAGUUAUCACGGCAUCAUGCGGCAGAAGGAGAAGAAGAACAGGGGAAAGGGGAUGAAGAGGAACAUACUGCUAGUAUUGCACUCAAGGAAGGCGAAGCUGGGGAUGAAUUGGCAGAGCUUCGCCAAACGUAUGAAGCAGCUCAGAAACAGUUUGCAGAAUCAGGAACGCAAGAGUAUUUACGGGGGACGAUUCACGAAUGUGACAGGAUGCUACGUAACUGUGGUGAGGAGGUUUAUGCUAGUAGUGAAUUCAAUUAUAUAUAUGCGUCUGCUUUGCAUGAGUUUUCGUUGAUCGGAGCAGAGGAUGAGGAGAGAAAUGGAUUUGUGGAGUUGGCAUUGGAACAUAUUAGUCAUGCAGCUGAUCUGUUGAAUAAGGAGAAGGACCAAGCAUGGUUGUGGAAAUACUACCUUGUUGCUGGUAAAUUGAACCUUCAAAAGGCUGACGCUCUGUACGAAGAACAAGAAGCAGCAUCAUCCAAAAAGCAGUUUAAGAAGCUAGGAGAUCAAAUCCACGCAACACUAUUACAAGCAACUAACUUGUUGGACACCGGAUUUAAAUUGAUCCCUGAACGCGAAGAGAAGCAUGUAGUCCGACUAGAUGCAGACAAGUCAAUUGAAAAGGUCAAUGUUAAGGAGCAUGAGAUGGUCUCUGCAGCUGCGAAUGUAGCCUUGCAUGCAGAUCGCUUUGAGGAAUAUGAUCGCAGGAAACAGUGGAAUACCUGGGCAUUGGAAACCUACGAGAAAGUGACACAAGAUACCCCUAAUAACCUGGAAGCAUGGCAAGGCAUUGCAACAUGUAUGCACUCAAUUGUUGGAUGGUGGGCAGACCAGGCAGAUGAUGAGGAAGAGGACGAUGAAGAUCCGGAUCAAGAUGAGGAGGAGCCUGAGGAUGAAUAUAGUCUUCCUGUGUAUAGUACAGAGCGCGGUCAAAUGUCAUUACAAGCUGUGGAGGCUAUCAAAAAGGGCAUUGAGCUAGCACGCAAGUCUGAAUCGCUAACAAGCGAUCUUUUGACAUUGGGUGCUGAAUGCCAUUUGAAUCUUGUGAAUAUUGCGGUCGGAGACAAGGCAGCAGCGGAGCAAUCUAAACAGGCUGUUACGUUGAUCAAGGAGGCAAUAUCAACGUUCCCAGAUCCUGCUCUAGAGGAGCGGUAUGCAGAAGUUCUCCAGGAAUUUGAGGAGAUUGCUGGCAACAAGUGAGUGCUGGACACAUAUACAUACAAAAAUUAAAAAGAGAAAUGAGUAAAUAAUAAUAA
This is a messenger RNA of Lobosporangium transversale, 1474 nucleotides long. RefSeq lists its product as hypothetical. Gene Ontology annotation, molecular function: protein binding. The record is from RefSeq and is a predicted model, not a curated record. Gene Ontology annotation, cellular component: nucleus. Bases 27 to 1418 code for a protein of 463 amino acids. The transcript has 4 exons. Lineage: Eukaryota; Fungi; Mortierellomycota; Mortierellomycetes; Mortierellales; Mortierellaceae.